AAGGAGCUCAAUCAACCACCAUUUGAUUCAUCUUGCACUGUGAUUAGGCGACUGAGCAAAUUUUCCAUUCUGAUCCAUUGGCUUAGUUUUUGAGGAAUUGAGGCCCAAUACAGUUGCUGCUGAUUGGCGAGAUAGGUUUUUUGGUGAUGGUGACAUUUUCGUGCAAGAUGGGGUGGUAGAAGUAUGGUCUCGUAUCGAGUCCAGUCGAACUUCGUUAAAAUGGAAAUCGCAUGCUAAAUCAGGUUAACCUUUGCUGUGUCCCAGUAGUAAGCGGGCCGGUAAGAAUCAUGCGGCAGAUACGGCAACAUUGUUCAAAAGCCGACAUAAAGCCGGCUGGCGCAUGCUUGGAUGUUAGUUGUUCGUAUGCGAUGUGGUGAGAACUCACGAUGACUACAGAGCAAUCAGUUCCGAGUUCCGCUGCCAGGUGAUAACAAGCGCGUUGCGGCUCAUAGAGGUGACUUGACUGUGCACAGAAACUAAACCAGAUGACGAUGACAACAUGAGCGUGAACAACACGGAGGGUCAACCGCAGCCGGAUUCUGAUCCCGAGAGGAACAACAUGUAUCGCCGCAUGACAGUUUUAGCGGACUCAAAAAAAUCGCCGCUUCUGCCUCUGGUUAAUAUUGAUGCAGAAAAUUACAUGUUGCGAGAAAUUAACCGGCCGGUUUCCAUAACUCCUGCGUUAAGGACAUCAGAACUGGCUUCUUCCCUGGACAGUGGGAUUGACGGUGAAGGCAUCGUCAAUGGUCAUUUGGACGAGCCGGACGUCGAACUCCCUGAUGAUUCUCAAUGUCUCAAUGCUCCAUAUCCUGACUUCUUUUACGGCCUAAAUUUGGAGGCUUGCCUCACCUCAUCUCCAAGUUCAAACAGUUGCGCUCGUUUACUCUCAUUCCACCACAAACUCUGUUCUUGUGACAACAAAUGCUGCUGUACAUGUGCUACUUCUUGUUCCAUAGAUUGCCAUGCUUGCUACCACAAUUACUGUGCCCGAUUUUUCGUCCACUAUCUCUGCCGAAAAGAUUCCAGCGAAUUACCUCCAGCAACUUUAGACUACGAUAAGCCAAUAUGCGAAUGGCUUUCAUCACACGUUGUCGAAUGGAUGGCUGCCAUCAAUCUCCAUCCUUAUACGGAGCUGUUCAAAUGCAAAGACGUGAAAGGAGGAGAUUUGGCACAUCUGGAUCGAGAAAAACUACUAGCAAUGGGUAUAAAAGACGAAUUCCACCAGGCGGCAAUGCUGGCUGCGAUCGCUGAGCUUCUCAACAAGAUAGAAGAUCGACAAACUGAAUUGAGCGAAGCACCUGAAAGCAACAAUGCUCCUGCUCAGGGAUUUCCGCAUAGCUUAUUGCAGCAUAGCUUCAGUAGCUUGAAAAAAUGCGACAAAUGUAAUAAGUAUUUGCGAGGGCUGUUCCAUCAAGGCUUUAUAUGUACAACAUGCGGACUGGUGGCCCAUCGAACCUGUGUGGCGACUGGUUUAGUAUCUUGUUCAGGAAAACCACUGGAUGAAGGACGGAACUCGUUCUUGCAAUUUCGAUCUUAUUUUGGACAAGGGCUUUGCGUUCAAUUUAAAUGUUCACCAACCACUCCAGCACCUCUUCUUCUUGUGAAGUGUGUUAAAGCACUAGAAGCCAUUGCGAAAGACAACACUAGUCUGGAAUUGUAUAAUAUCUACAGUGCCACUCCGCCUGCCGAUCAGGUGAAUAAGUUGGUGAAAAUAAUCGACAGUGAUAUAAACAGCCUGGAUUUGAGUUCAGCAAGUGCAGUAACCAUAGCUGGAUUAAUAAAAAAAUAUUUGCGUGAACUACCAGAUCCGCUAAUUCCGGUCCAAUGGUAUGACCGAUUUUUGGAAGCUCAAAAGCGAAAAAGCGAUGAAGAAUGCACUUCGGUUCUGAAACAACUUCUUGAACAAUUGCCCGAACACCAUAUGUCAACCCUACACUUUAUCAUGGCCCAUUUAUGCCGAAUAUGUCAGAUGGAAUUCGCUAGAGGGAACAAGAAUCCUCCAGCCGUCCUUACUCAAGUUAUGUGCCACAUUUUCAUGAGACCUCCAUGGGAUCGAAUUAUACAAGUGGUGUACAACACGCAAGCUCACAAUAGAAUAAUAGAAAUUCUGCUCAUGCACUGUGACUGGGGAGAAGUGGUUCCAGAAUUUGCAUCAGCCCCCGCAAUACCGCCCCGAAAGGUGUCCGGUCGCAUGGGAACCAGCCUUCCCAUUCGGGUGUCGGAAUCAUCUAGUCAUUCAGAGAAAGAGAAGAAAAUGGAACUGCAAGAUGCAGAGUGGUAUUGGGGCGAUAUUAAGCGAGAAGUCGUCAACGAGUUGCUAAACAAUACAGUUGAUGGUACAUUUUUAGUGCGCGAUGCAUCGAGCAAGGGCGGGGAGUAUACAUUAACCCUCAGAAAAGGAGGUGCUAAUAAGCUAAUUAAAAUUUGCCAUAGCAAAGGGAAGUAUGGGUUUACAGAGCCAUACAAGUACAAUUCUGUAGUCGACCUCAUAAAUCACUUUCGCAACGUUUCGUUGUCUCAAUAUAACACGUCUUUGAACAUCAAACUUCAAUUCCCUGUUAACAGGAACAACCAAGAGGAAGAGCAAGCAAUAUUGGAACGAACUGACAAGCUGAAAACUAAGCUUGAGCAAAUCCAUAAAAGUUUGGUCGAAAAGCAAAAAGAAUGCGAACGUGUAUCUAAAGAUUUUAAUGAAACUUGUCAAGAUGUUCAAACGCGACGUCUUUCCCUCAACGCUUUUCGCGAAUUAGUGAGGGUGUUUGAAAAGCAGACUUUAAUCCAAGAGAAAUUUCAGAACGAAGCCCAACCACAUGAGAUUAAAACUUUGGAGGUUAAUGCAAAGUUAUUAAAACAGCGAUUAGGCUUAAUGAUUGAUAGUUGCGAACAACUUGAAAAAAAUCUGCAAAGUAGACAAGCGUACAACCGAAGCCUGGAACGAGAACUAAAUUCCCUCAAACCCGAAAUUCAGAAUUUGCGUCGUGAGAGGGAACAAUUUAUUCGAUGGCUUUUGCAGCGCGGAGUGAAGCAGACCGAAAUCAAUAAUUUAAUCAAUUGGAAUGAAGACGAUACGAUAGCAGAAGUUGAAACUGACGUGGAUUCUAUGCCUCAUAAUGAGCAAGCGUCAUGGUUUAUGCCAGAUUCGACCCGAGAACAGGCUGAGGAUUUAUUAAGCGGCAAGCCAGAUGGGACAUUUCUGAUCAGGAAGUCCAGUAACAAACCGAAUUUUGUAUUAGUUGUUAAUUGUAAUGGAACCCCUAAUCACUGCAUAAUACACCAAACGGAAAAAGGGUUCGGUUUUUCAGAACCCUACAACAUAUAUCCAACCCUCUUAGAGUUGGUAUUGCAUUAUGCCACAAAUUCUUUAGAAAUUCACAACGAUCUACUAACCACUGUAUUGAAACAUCCCGUUGGUUCCAUUAACGCGUCGCCUAGUGGUGAAGGUACUUAGGCCUACGGAUUUGGGUUGUUUUGUGAUACACGCUGUGGUGACUAUCAAUUUUCUUGUGAUGGAAUUUUAAGUUGCUUAUGGAUGAAUGAAGAACUCUAUGUCUUAAAAAUAUAUUUACAUACAAGACUAGUAAUUACGUAUUAAAUCGCCAUGAUUUAUAUUGACUGUGAUAGUUUACUAAAGAAAAGUUAAAACCUUGGCAUGGCUGAAACAAGUGAAGUGGAAAGAAGUAAACGCAGAAAGACACAUUUAAGAAAUGACCAUUUUACAGCAUGUCAUUUCCCAGGAACAAUUUUCAAAAUGAUCUGUUUAAAGUAUUUUAUACUUUUUAACUAUAAAAUGUAAUUGCUUGAAAGCAUUGUAGAUAGAUAUUUGUGAUCUGUGUAUUUUUUGUCAUACUUGUGCAAUGGUUCAAUUGUGAAAUUAACAGAUUAAUUUUCUUGUCAAAAUGAUAGUCAACCUUUAUAUUUUUAUCUUUUUACCUUCAUGCAUUUGGAGUAUAAUAUGAUGAUAUAUAGUGGCCAUUUUAUUUUUAUAUUGAAUUUCAGAUACAAUUUGUUUGUAAAACAUUCACAUAUGAAGUUACAUUACUUUAUUGUCUUAUUGUAAAUGUAUUGUAUGCUUAUCAAUUAUUAAAAAUGUAGGGAAAGAUAUAUGUACAUUUUCCAGUAUUACGGAUAAAUAUACUUUUUUGGGAAUUACUGAUAACAAUUUAUUUAUGUCGUUACAGUAUCCCAGUGAUUAAAAGGCUGUACAGCUUCAAAAAUUGUGUAGGUCAGCUUGAGAAUUUUUACGGAAACUACAAGAAUAGCUGUGCUUCCUUAAUUUUAGUUGUGACCACUUUUUGUACUAUUUAUAGCAAUUGUUAUUCUGGCUUUUUAAAAAUGAUUUUAUACUUUUGUUACGGAAUUGUAAUAUCUCUGCAAUGCAGAGUUUAUGUAGAAUGUAUUUUUUUCUUUAAUUUGCAAAUUUUUAUUAAUUUAAUCGUUUUCUGUGAGAUAAUAAACAGGUUUUCGAAAAUUUUUAACAGCUUGUAUCAUUUUGGUAUACAUGAUAGAUGAUCAUAUUUAAUUUUAUUUUAACCAGAAAAACCUGUUUUGACGUUUUUUUUCCAAUUUUCACAUAGUUUUAAGCUGUUUAGCAACAGCAAAUAAAGUAACGUUAAAUGUGAUCAUUUCGUGGGAGACUUGACCACAUCUAUGAUAGAUGAUACUAAAUAGUUUUACUCUAACUAGUCAAUAUGCAUUUUAACAUCAAUACGCACAAUAUUACCACGUAAAUUCGGCAAAAUUACUUGCCAAGUCCUCAACAUACAGAUAAUCUUACAAGACUUAUAUUUUUUAAACUAGUACCAAGAGCAACUAGCGUAUUGAGAAUUGUAACAAAACUAGCAAGAUAAGAAAAGAGGAAUACUUAUAAACCACUUGGCCCAACUGUAUAAUUCCUAGAUCUCUUCUUUGUUUUCAAGGAACUGAUUAGAUUCUAAAUAGUUUGAGUCGAGUGUUCUAUCGGAGAUGCCUUCAUUAUUGUUGAAAAAAAAUUAGAAAAAAAUUCCAAAUAUAUUGAUGUUACUGACACUGAUUUUAUCAUCAAAAGUAUUCCUUCUUAUAGAACGCUUGACCUCAAUUAUUGCAUUCUUUUUUCUUGAGCUGAAUACUAUGUAUGUAAUAGCUAUUUCAUGUCAUUGUCGAUGGACUUUUUACGAACGCUUAUCUCAUUUUAAUGUUGUUACGAAUCAUCAUCUUUUAAAUAUUGUGUGUUAUCCAUCAGAAAAUGGAAUAAAUAAAAAUGUAGAACUAGAACAUACAUGUUGGCUUUAGAUUUUGUUACUGGAAUAUGUCGAAGAUUGUUGUGUUUAGCUGUAUUUAACAAUAAUUUUCGUCGUAUUUCUAACUCCCCAAAUUGAAAAUGUGACAUUUGUGCAAAACGCAAAACUAAUAGUCGUAAAUUGGAUUUUAUUGUUGCAUUUUAACGCAAAUAAAAUUUCGAAUGUCGGGUCUCCUAAGUAAGAAUAGUAGUGGAUUCUAUGAUCUCAAAUCAAUGUAAAUGUAUAUGUAAAGUCGUAUUGAUUUAAACAAUUAUUUGUAAACGAAAUUUACAUGGGAGACCUUAAAUUCAUUCAAAAUACUUCUUUUCUGUAUAUAUAAGCUUAUUGUGAUAAUUUAAAAUUCCGAUGGGCGAGUGUUCAGCCUCAGAAAUGUCACAUUAGGUAUAUAUUCAGCUUUUAGCGAAACGGUUACAGAGCGAGACCAUUAUUGUAUCAAUUUAAGAUGUAUGUUGGCUCUAAUGUUUUCACGUUCAUUAUAACUCAACUGUUUUUAUUUCACAUGAAUUCACCAAUAAAAAUUGGAAAAUA
Messenger RNA from Dendroctonus ponderosae (mountain pine beetle), 5804 nucleotides. RefSeq names its product phosphatidylinositol 3-kinase regulatory subunit alpha (gene Pi3K21B). Bases 500 to 3448 code for a protein of 982 amino acids. The transcript is spliced from 4 exons. Gene Ontology annotation, molecular function: 1-phosphatidylinositol-3-kinase regulator activity; protein binding. NCBI's taxonomy places the organism in Eukaryota, Metazoa, Arthropoda, Insecta, Coleoptera, Curculionidae. The record is from RefSeq and is a predicted model, not a curated record. Gene Ontology annotation, cellular component: phosphatidylinositol 3-kinase complex. Gene Ontology annotation, biological process: phosphatidylinositol phosphate biosynthetic process; insulin receptor signaling pathway.